AUGUCGUCGGAGCGAGACCAGCUCCAACAUGUCAACACCAAGCCACCGCAGGAGUUUGCCACACUGACACGGGAGCUCAGUGCGUGCCGGGAGCAGCUCCUGGAGAGGGAAGAGGAGAUCUCGGAGCUGAAAGCCGAGCGCAAUAACACCCGGCUCUUGCUGGAGCACUUGGAGUGCCUGGUGUCAAGGCAUGAGCGGUCCCUGAGGAUGACCGUGGUCAAGCGUCAGGCCCAGUCGCCGUCCGGGGUCUCCAGUGAGGUCGAGGUGCUCAAGGCGCUCAAGUCACUCUUUGAGCACCACAAGGCACUAGAUGAAAAGGUCAGGGAACGCUUGCGAGCAGCCUUAGAGCGAGUGGCAACCUUGGAGGAGCAGCUCGUGGAUGCCCAUCGGCAGGUGGCAGCUCUGCAGCAAGGUGCUGUGCGGGAGGCCCCGCUGGGAGAGCGGGAUGAGAGGGAGCCCAAGGAGCCAGCGCAGAAGCUUCCCUGGAAGAGGGUCUCAGACGGCUCGGUGCACCCCGACGAUGAGGCAGGGCGGGUGGUGGAGCUGCAGGAGCUCCUGGAGAAGCAGAACUACGAGGUGGUCCAGGCCAAGGAGCGCAUCUCCGCGUUGGCUGCCAGCGUCGCAGAGCUGGAGGAGGACCUCGGCACCGCCAGGAAGGAUCUGAUCAAGUCGGAGGAGAUGAGCAGCAAGUACCAGAGGGACCUGCGUGAGGCCCUGGCUCAGAAGGAGGACAUGGAGGAGAGGAUCACCACACUGGAGAAGCGUUACCUGGCAGCCCAGCGAGAAGCCACCUCCAUCCAUGACCUCAAUGACAAGCUGGAAAGCGAGUUGGCCAACAAGGAGUCCCUUCACCGCCAGUGUGAGGAGAAGGCCCGGCACCUGCAGGAGCUGCUGGAGCUGGCGGAGCAGAAGCUGCAGCAGACCAUGAGGAAGGCAGAGACGCUGCCCGAGGUGGAGGCGGAGCUGGCCCAGCGCAUCGCUGCGCUCACCAAGGCAAAAGAGAGGCACGGGAGCAUCGAGGAGCACCUCCGGCAGCUGGAGAGUCAGCUGGAGGAGAAGAACCAGGAGCUGGCCAGGGCCCGGCAGCGGGAGAAGAUGAAUGAGGAGCACAACAAGCGGCUCUCGGACACUGUGGACCGGCUCCUGAGCGAGUCCAACGAGAGGCUGCAGCUCCACCUCAAGGAGAGGAUGGCGGCAUGGAGAGAAAAGAACACUUUGUUACAAGAGCUGGAAAAUACCCAAAAGCAGAUAGAGGAGCACCAGCACGACAAGCGGCGGUUGUCCGAUGAGAUCGACAAACUGAGGCUGGAGGUUGAUCAGCUCAAGACCAGAAGUGGGACAUUUGUGGAGACCGUGCACACAAGGUCCCAUAUGGGCAGCGCCACGGACCUGCGCUUCCCACUGAGUGCCGUGGUCCAUGGCCCCCCCGAGCCCUUCGGGACAGCCCCGGGUCUGCCUCGGGCACAGAAGGGCCGAUUUGCCGCCCGGCGAGAGGAGCCAGCCAAGGACUGGGAGCAGGCCCAGGCUGGCGGUGUCCUGGCCACGGGGCCUCAUGCCUUCGACAGCGACCCCGAGAUCUCCGAUGUGGAUGAGGAUGACCGCGAGACACUUUUCAGCUCCAUGGAUGUGCUCUCCCCUGGUGGGCACUCGGAUGCCCAGACGUUGGCCAUGAUGCUCCAGGAGCAGCUGGAUGCCAUCAACGAGGAGAUCAGGAUGAUCCAAGAGGAGAAGGAAUCCACUGAGCUCCGCGCGGAGGAGCUGGAGACCCGCGUCACGAGCGGCAGCAUGGAGGGCCUCAACCUCACCCAG
Messenger RNA from Nestor notabilis (Kea), 1809 nucleotides. Its product is annotated as liprin-alpha-2-like. Gene Ontology annotation, cellular component: presynaptic active zone. The transcript is spliced from 16 exons. The annotation marks the transcript as partial. Lineage: Eukaryota; Metazoa; Chordata; Aves; Psittaciformes; Psittacidae. Gene Ontology annotation, biological process: synapse organization. The record is from RefSeq and is a predicted model, not a curated record.